Molecule: messenger RNA, 2861 nt
Organism: Hemicordylus capensis (graceful crag lizard)
Lineage: Eukaryota; Metazoa; Chordata; Lepidosauria; Squamata; Cordylidae
Gene: CTU1
Product: cytosolic thiouridylase subunit 1
Exons: 2
Coding region: 44-1147 (367 amino acids)
Biological process (GO): tRNA wobble position uridine thiolation
Cellular component (GO): cytosolic tRNA wobble base thiouridylase complex; mitochondrion
Molecular function (GO): tRNA binding
Source: RefSeq, a predicted model, not a curated record
UUGGCCAUACUGAGCAUGCUCUAAGGGUUUUGAGCAUGCUCAGAUGCACAGGAAAGGAGAAAGUACUUGGGACUCCUGCCGUGGCCUCUUCCUCGACGGGAUGCCGGCGCCCGUGUUUUGCUCGAGCUGCGGGGCUCGCCGCGCCGCGCUCCGCCGCCCCAAGACGGGCCAGGCGCUGUGCCGGGAAUGCUUCGUGGCGGCCUUCGAGGAGGAGGUGCACGGCACCAUCGUGGCGGCGCGGCUCUUCCAGCCGGGCGAGACGGUGGCCAUCGGGGCGUCGGGCGGCAAGGACUCCACGGUGCUGGCGCAUUUGCUGCGGCUGCUGAACGAGCGCCACGGCUACGGUUUGCGCCUGCUGCUGCUUUCCGUCGACGAGGGCAUCGCCGGCUACCGGGACGACUCGCUGGCCGCCGUGCGCCGCAAUCGGGGCCGCCUGGGGCUGCCGCUGCACGUGGUCUCCUACCAGGAGCUCUACGGCUGGAGCAUGGACCGCAUCGCCCGCCACAUCGGCCCCAAGAACAACUGCACCUUCUGCGGCGUCUUCCGACGGCAGGCGCUGGACCGAGGCGCUGCCUUGCUUGGAGCGGACAAGAUCGCCACAGGUCAUAAUGCGGAUGACGUAGCUGAGACUGUGCUGAUGAAUUUCCUGCGUGGGGACGUGGGGCGUCUGCGGCGCUGCGCGGGGAUACUGACGGGCAGCGAGGGGGCACUGCCCCGCUGCAAGCCCCUUAAGCACGCCUACGAGAAGGAGAUUGUGCUGUACGCUUACUUCCAAGGCCUGGACUACUUCAGCACGGAGUGCGUGUACGCGCCCAACGCCUACCGGGGCCACGCCCGCACCUUGCUCAAGGACCUGGAGGCCACGCGGUCCAGCGUGGUGGCUGACCUGGUGCACUCGGGCGAGCGGCUGGCCGUGCGCCAGGACGUCCGCCUGCCCACCCAGGGCACCUGCCAGCGCUGCGGCUACCUCUCCAGCCAGUCGCUCUGCAAAGCGUGUGUGCUGCUGGAAGGGCUCAAUCGCGGCCUUCCUCGGCUGGGCAUCGGGAAGCCUAGCCGCUUGCAGAAGGCUUUGGUGGGUGGGGAGAAGCCGGAGACCAGGGUGCAGGAGGAGGAGGGCUCCCAGGGCCCCAGGACAAUAGACUUCUGAUCGUACGCCUCUCCAUGCGGCUCUUUUCUCCUCUGCUGCUGAGUAGGGAUGUGCACGGAACCGGAGGGGGAACGAGAAUGAUGGGGGGGGGACACCUUUUUUGAAGGGUGCUCUUACCACUCCCGCCGCGUUUCCCCCACCGGACUGGAAGUGACCGGAAGCACCCGGCACACGAGUGCGACGUGCACAUAAGCACAACAUAUGCGCAUGAUCUGGGUAUUUCCGGUCUGACGAGGCAAUAGGGUGACAGGGAGGUACACUGCCGCCCCACUGGACCCUUCUAAACUGCAGCGCCGGUGGAGAUAAGAGCACUCUUCCCCGCCCUUAAAGGUAUCCCCCCCCCGCCACCUUCGAACCACUGGUCUUUGGGGCAUGUUUGGAGGCCCAUAAAAGGGCCUCCAAACAGAUUUGUGCGCAUCCUUCCCUACUGCUGAGAAAUGUCACUGAGGGCAAAAAACCACAAUGAAUUGUGUAGAGACGUUGUUGUUUACAAUUACGUGGGCAAUACCAUGAGGUCAUUCACACUAUCAGAAAUUGUGGCCUACCCAGGCUUGGGAGCUGUGUGUGCUCCCAGUUUUCGAUUGUGUGGAAGCAAGGUAGGAGGAAAACCUGGGUAGUUUUUCCUCCUGCCUUGCUUCCACUCAACUGAAAACUGGGAGCACACCCAGUUCCCAAACCCAGGUAGAACACAGUUUUUGACUGUGUGAAUGACGUCUGUGUGUUCUCCACUGGGGGUAGGGGGCAUAGCAAGGUUGGAGUGGAAAGACAGAUGAAGAUGGGCCUCUACUAUUCCGUCUUGUUCUUCAGAGAAGCAGGAGUAGGUGACAAUGAAGAGCAAGCUGCCACCCAGCCAGUGGACAGCCUUUCAUUCAGGGGCCCAGAGACAUUUCUACACACACACCCCACACACACACCCCUCAUUCAAUUAUAGCGACACCCUUGGCUGAGGUAGCUUCCUGGAGCUACCUUGGUGGGGGGCAGUGUUCCUUCUAACAGGGAUUCCCAAAUGUUGUUGACUACAACUCCCAUAAUCCCCAGCCAAAGGCCAUUGCACCUGGGGAUGCUGAAAGUUGUAGUCAACAACUGGGAAUUCCUGUUAGUGGGAACAGUGAGGGGUGGGGACAGAACCCUGGGAGUGACCAGCAUGAAGUAGCAACUUGGGCAAGCUCAGAAGAUGGCGGCUCAAAGAGGAAGAGCCAGUGACAAAAUGGCAGAUGGUUCAAAACUUGACAUCCACAGCAAAGGGGAUUUUUAACACCCAAGCCCUUGGAUUUCUGGAGAAUGUUGCUGCAGGGCAGGAUGGAAGCCAGAGACGCUGCUUUGCGGGGGAAGAAAAUGGAGAUAAAUUCGUGUCGUUGCCGUUGAGUCGGUUCCGACUCCUGGCGACCGCAGAGCCCUGUGGUUGUCUUUGGCAGAAUACAGGAGGGGUUGACCAUUGCCAUGUCCCAUGAGAAAGGUUAAAACUGGUGAGGCCGGCUUUGCAGUAUUUGCUGGAAGGGAAGGAUGGGAGAAGCAAGGCCAAGGGCCUGCAGAGCUAUUUCAGAGAAGCCUGGUUGCUGCUGGAGUCCCUCGGCUACCUGGCAGUGACUCUCCAUGUGGUCAGGGUGGUACAGAUAUGGCUGGCACGAGCAUUUGUGUUCUCUCUGUCCCUGCUGCCCAGGGAGUUCCUCUCUGGCCUUAAAUCACCACAUUAAACUUUGGAUUUUGACCACUC